Messenger RNA from Nymphaea colorata (pocket water lily), 1889 nucleotides. RefSeq lists its product as uncharacterized. Bases 208 to 1692 code for a protein of 494 amino acids. The transcript is spliced from 10 exons. Lineage: Eukaryota; Viridiplantae; Streptophyta; Magnoliopsida; Nymphaeales; Nymphaeaceae. Gene Ontology annotation, biological process: proteolysis. The record is from RefSeq and is a predicted model, not a curated record. Gene Ontology annotation, molecular function: serine-type exopeptidase activity; dipeptidyl-peptidase activity.
UGACAGUCUUGGCUGAAGCCACGGAUGGAAAAGAACCUCUUUCAAGAUUUAACCUCCAAUAAUGUCCUUAGAAAAUUGCCAGCCGUGGACAAUUCUUCCGACGAGCACGAUCCGGAAACAUCACUUUCAGGCAAUGCAACUGUGGCCUUCACUGAGUUCCAUUUGGUAGCAUAAGUACUCAUUUGAGGAGAAAUCGAAAGCAAGGCAAUGAAAAUGGCUUCAUUUCUUCCCAUUGUCCUGCAAUUUUUCUGUUGCAUCUCUGCUAUAGAAGCCAUUCCCAUCUUUUUGCCGCCUCCGUCUUUACUUCAAUCAAAACCAUCCCUAAAAUCGAACGUCUCAUACAAGACCCACUUCUUCCCUCAAGUCCUAGACCACUUCACUUUUGUUCCGCAGAGCUACAAGCUCUUCCAACAGAAGUACCUUACCAACUCAGAGUAUUGGGGUGGACCGUCCACCAAAGCUCCGAUCUUUGUCUAUGCUGGCAAUGAAGGCAAGAUCGAAUGGUUUGCAGAGAACACUGGCUUCAUGUUCGACAUCGCCCCCAAAUUUCGAGCUCUGCUGGUCUUCAUUGAACAUAGGUUCUAUGGCGAAUCAUUGCCUUUUGGAAAGGACUCCAGCAACUCGUCAGCGACGCUUGGGUAUCUCAGCUCCCAACAGGCACUCGCUGACUAUGCAACCCUCAUACUUAGCCUGAAGAAAAAUCUUUCAGCAGAGGAUUGCCCUGUAGUGGUUUUUGGUGGGUCUUAUGGUGGAAUGUUGGCCGCCUGGUUCAGAUUGAAGUACCCACAUAUAGUUCUAGGGGCGCUUUCUUCUUCAGCACCCAUCCUUCAGUUCGACGACUUGACGCCAUUGACAAGCUUCUACGAUACAGUUUCUAAAGCUUACAAGGAUUCAAGUAAUAAUUGCUUUGACGUGAUAAAGAAGAGCUGGGAUGAAUUGAUAUUACUGGGUUCUGAGGAGGAGGGCCUGUUGAAGAUAUGCAGGAACUUUAGAGCCUGCAAGACCGCGAGUUCAGUCUAUUCGGUGAGAAAUUGGCUGUGGGAAGCUUUUAUAUAUACAACAAUGGUGAACUACCCAAUGAAGGCCAAUUUCUUAAAGCCAUUGCCGGCCAAUCCUGUAAAAGAGAUGUGCAGGAUAAUUGAUUCAUACCCCCCUGAAGCGGAUACACUCACUAAAGUGUUUGCUGCUGCAAGUCUAUAUUUUAACUAUUCAGGAACCGAGAAAUGCUUUGAAUUUGAGAAGAGGAGAGACCCACAUGGCUUAAGUGGUUGGAAUUGGCAGGCAUGCACGGAGAUGGUCAUGCCCAUGAGUUGUUCUGAACAGAGCAUGUUUCCGCCGGACAAUUACAACUACACAGAGAAAGCAGAGGGUUGCAUGCUGGAAUUCGGUGUACAACCAAGGCGGCAUUGGAUCACCACCGAGUUCGGGGGCCAUAGGAUCGGAAUGGUCUUGAGAAGAUUUGGAAGCAACAUAAUAUUCUCAAACGGCAUGUUGGACCCUUGGAGCGGGGGAGGUGUACUCAAGAACAUAUCUGACCGCAUUGUAGCCCUUGUCACUGAGAAAGGAGCUCAUCACUUGGAUCUCCGGUUUGCGACGAAAGAAGAUCCAGACUGGCUUAUUGAGCAAAGGAGACAGGAAGUAGAGAUAAUACAGAGCUGGUUAGAUCAAUACUACUUGGACCUUCAAAGAUGAAAUUCAGCCUGAGGCAAAGCUUCAAUUCGGUUUUCAACUCAUGAAACACCAUUUCGAAUGCCCACUUCUUUUCAGUGAUUGCAUGAAUUAAUGAAUUUCAGAUUCAAAUAGAGCGAACAAACCCAUCUAUUUAAUGGAACUCAAACAUCUGUUGAAAAAUUUAAACUAAUAUCAGAACUAAACCUGAUCAAUGAUCA